UAUUCAUUCAUCUUCUUCUUCUUCAUUCUUCAUUGUUGUCUCGAACGAAUCGAAGAUUCAAGCAUUUGAAAAUGAAGAAAAAAACCCCUAAAACAACUACAAAGGGAAGAAGUAAGAAGUUACCACUAAGUGCGAGUAACACCAGACAGUUACAGCUUCAGCUCAGUAAAUUCUCUCUCACACAAUACAAGCCAUUAUUACCAACAACUUCUUCCACCAUUUCUCGCUUCCAGAAUCUUCUAGAUUCAGAAGCCAUUGAAAACCCUUCCUCUUGUGUUAGGGUUACGAAUGAUGCUACUGAAGCAGAUCAAAGAGAUUUCAUUCUCAGUCAAGAUUUCUUCUGUACGCCAGAUUAUAUAACACCGGAUAAUCAGAGAAUUUUGAAUGGUUUGGAUUUCAAUAAGGAUAAUAGUCCUUGCCCUAAAUCGCCGGAGAAAUUGAAUACUACUAAAAGCAAGAGAUGUCGAUUGGACGGUGUAUCGGUAAACCCUCUUAGCCCUACGUAUUCUAGUGACCAUCAACAAGUUGUGGAACUUGGUAAGGACUCUGUUGCCGAGGAAGAAGCUGUUGAUAUAACGAUAGCUUCUGGUAAGCCGAAGGUCCAGAAUUAUGUGUCACAUUCUGCAGCUGCAUUGCGUUGUCGGGCCAUGCCUCCUCCUUGCAUCAGUAACCCCUAUUUAAAAGACGUUUCACAAAAGGAAACCAAGGAUCCCUUUGCAAACCAAAGAUCCAAAUGUGCAGGUCUCUUCCCUAAAUUUACAGCCGUGGACGGGCUCUCCCGUUAUCGCACAGACUUUCACGAGAUUGAGCAAAUUGGUAGAGGGAACUUUAGUUGUGUUUUCAAAGUAUUAAAGCGAAUAGAUGGCUGCUUGUAUGCCGUGAAACGCAGCACAAGACAGUUACAGCUGGAAACAGAAAGAAAAAAAGCUUUGAUGGAAGUCCAAGCUUUGGCAGCCUUGGGUUCUCAUGAGAACAUUGUGGGUUAUUACACUUCAUGGUUUGAAAAUGAACAGCUGUACAUUCAGAUGGAGAUUUGUGAUCAUAGCUUAUCCGUAAAGAAAGGCUCUGAGUUCUUAGCAGAAGGUCAAGUGUUAAAAGCUUUUUAUCAGGUUGCCAAUGCGCUGCGAUUUAUGCACGAGAAAGGAAUAGCUCAUCUUGAUGUUAAACCUGAUAAUAUUUAUGUCAAAAAUGGUGUUUAUAAGCUUGGUGAUUUUGGAUGUGCUACUCUUAUAGAUAGUAGCCUGCCAAUUGAGGAAGGAGAUGCUCGUUAUAUGCCCCAGGAAAUCCUUAACGACAAUUAUGAUCACCUUGACAAGGUUGAUAUUUUCUCCUUGGGAGCUUCUAUUUAUGAACUUGUUCGAAAAUCGCCUUUGCCAGAAUCAGGAGGUCAUUUUUUGAAUCUUAAAGAGGGCAAGUUACCACUCCUGCCCGGUCAUUCAUUACAAUUCCAAAACUUGCUCAAGGCCAUGAUCGAUCCUGAUCCAGUCAAGAGGCCUUCUGCCAGAGAGUUAGUAGAGAACCCAAUUUUCGACAGGGUCUUGAGAACCGCUAAAAAUUGAUCCGCCACACUUUUCCUGCUGGACCAUCAUCUAUGUAGAUCAGUGUUGAUCCUGUCAUGGCCAAUUUUGUGAAUGUCUUUUGGUUAUAUUAUAUAUGCACCUGAUGUUUCUCGCGCAUGGGUGCAAGUUCUGUACAAUGCAUGCACUGGUCCAGUUAGGUAUCUGUUGUACAUUAUAAUUAUAACGACUUAAAAAUGGUACUGUAGUUUACAAAGGAGAACUCUGAAACUUUUGACUGUUGUUUAUUUAUUCUAGAAGUAAAAGAUGUUUGUUGGUUA
Messenger RNA from Trifolium pratense (red clover), 1837 nucleotides. RefSeq names its product wee1-like protein kinase. Gene Ontology annotation, biological process: protein phosphorylation. The coding region runs from base 72 to 1559 and encodes 495 amino acids. Gene Ontology annotation, molecular function: ATP binding; protein kinase activity. NCBI's taxonomy places the organism in Eukaryota, Viridiplantae, Streptophyta, Magnoliopsida, Fabales, Fabaceae. The record is from RefSeq and is a predicted model, not a curated record. The transcript is spliced from 10 exons.